AUGAAGUUCUUUCUCAAAAUAGUCUUGAUUUUCAUACUGUUGGUGAGUUUCCAGAAAGAUUUCCGUAAAAAAGUCGAUUUUUUCCAGAUUUUCUCAUGCGAUGCCGCGAGGCCAUACAAAAAACUACGUGAGAAGACAGUAUAAUUUUUAAAAAAUGUCGCUGAAUAAUUUUUUGUGAUUUUUAGACUACAGAUUCAGAACAAGUUCUUAUCGUUGAUGGGGAAGUGAGACGAGCCAGGGGCGGGGCAAAUGGAGUGGGUUUUCUUUUUUGAAAAGGUCCCGAAAAGAGAAUGUUAUGAAUUAAAGUAAGAGAGACUUUGAAAAGAAAGUUCAAGAGGAUAAAGGUUAGAGAGCGUUAGGGAUGAAGAGACGCAGAGAAAAAAUCGCUCGUUUUCUGAGCAUUUCUAGUGGCCACUUUAGUAGGGUCAGGUCUCUUAAGUGAUCCCUAGAAUCAGUGGGUUUGAAAAACUGAGUUUUUUUAUUCCAAUAUAGCUAUCUUCAUAAUGGAAAUGUAGCUAAAGAGAAUAUUUAAAAAAACGCUUUUUUUCAUCUUCAUAUAUGCUUCAAGGCUAAAAUAUAAUUUUCUCACAAUUUUCGUGGCUUUACAGUCGGUUUUCUUCAUAAAAUCUUCACUUCUUUGUUUUUUUAACCCCAAAAAUCAAAAUUUUCAGCCCCACAUCGCAAUUGGUUUACUCUUGCUACCAAUUUUCGUUUUCGAAGCCGUGCUUCAAUGA
Caenorhabditis auriculariae is the source of this 734-nucleotide messenger RNA. The record is from the annotation of a GenBank genome assembly. Lineage: Eukaryota; Metazoa; Nematoda; Chromadorea; Rhabditida; Rhabditidae.